Heteronotia binoei (common prickly gecko) is the source of this 1945-nucleotide messenger RNA. RefSeq names its product sorting nexin 17 (gene SNX17). The coding region runs from base 166 to 1581 and encodes 471 amino acids. Gene Ontology annotation, molecular function: phosphatidylinositol binding. The record is from RefSeq and is a predicted model, not a curated record. Gene Ontology annotation, biological process: signal transduction; intracellular protein transport. The transcript has 15 exons. Gene Ontology annotation, cellular component: early endosome. Lineage: Eukaryota; Metazoa; Chordata; Lepidosauria; Squamata; Gekkonidae.
GGGGGGAGGACCGCGUACGAGAGAGGCGGCCAACCCCCCUCUCCCCGCCCACAGUAGUGCGGCCUCCUCCCCCAGUCCCCUGCAAGAUGGCGGUGUUUGCGGGGCUCCGUUCCGGCCUCAGUCGGAGGUAGCAGCGGACCUGGGGCCAGGCGACAGGGGGCGGCGAUGCACUUCUCCAUCCCGGAGACCGAGACCCGCGCCGGGGAAGGCGGCAACGGAGCCUACGUGGCCUACAAUAUCCACGUGAACGGUGUCUUGCACUGCCAAGUACGGUAUAGUCAGCUGCUGGGCCUGCAUGAACAGUUAAGGAAAGAAUAUGGUGCCAACGUGGUACCAGCCUUCCCCCCAAAGAAGAUCUUCACACUCACCCCAGCAGAGGUGGAGCAACGACGGGAACAGCUGGAGAAGUAUAUGCAGGCUGUACGACAGGACCACUUGCUGGGAGGCAGCGAGAUCUUCAACAGCUUCCUGCGCAGAGCUCAGCAGGAGACCCAGCAGAUCCCUACUGAAGAGGUGCAACUGGAAGUGCUUCUGUCCAAUGGGCAGAAGGUGAAGGUCAACAUCCUCACCUCGGAUCAAACCGAGGAUGUCCUCGAGGCUGUAGCCUCCAAGCUGGACCUGCCAGAGGACUUGAUUGGCUACUUCCACCUCUUCCUGGUACGAGAAGCCAAGGACGGAGCCUUUUCCUUCAUUCGGAAACUGCAGGAGUUUGAACUGCCGUACGUGUCUGUUACCAGCCUCCGCAACCCAGACUACAAGAUCCUUCUGCGGAAAAGCUACUGGGACUCAGCCUACGAUGAUGAUGUCAUGGAGCAGCGGGUGGGGCUGAACCUGUUAUAUGCCCAGACAGUAGCAGACAUUGAGCAGGGCUGGAUACUCGCCAGCAAGGAACAGCACCGACAGCUGAAGUCCUUGCAGGAGAAGGUCUCCAAGAAGGAGUUCAUCCGCCUGGCGCAGACUCUCAAGUAUUAUGGUUAUCUCAAAUUCGACCCCUGUAUUACCGACUUUCCAGAGAAAGGCUGCCAUGUCAUUGUCGGAGCUGGGAACAGCGAGCUGAACUUCCAGGUCAAGUUGCCGAAUGACCAAAUCAAAGAGGGGAGUUUCAAAGUGACCCGCAUGCGCUGCUGGCGGGUUACUUCCUCGGUCCCUGUGAACAAUGGUACAUCAGGCCCAGCAGCUGGCAAGUCGGAUGUGAAACUGGAACUGGCCUUUGAGUAUUUGAUGAGCAAGGACCGCCUGCAGUGGGUGACUAUCACCAGCCCACAAGCUAUAAUGCUGAGCAUCUGUCUGCAGUCUAUGGUGGAUGAGCUGAUGGUGAAGAAGUCAGGAGGCAGCAUCCGCAAGAUGUUCCGAAGGCGAGCCAAUGGUGCCCUGCAGCGUUCGGACAGCCAACAGGCAGUGAAGUCGCCUCCACUUCUGGAUUCUCCUGACGCCAAUAGGGAAUCAAUUGCAAAGGUCUCGAGCAAGCUCAGCUCUGUCAGCCUGCGGGCAAUCAGCCAUUCCAGCUCUUCCACUGACAUCCGGGCCAACGACUUCCACGGCAACUUUGCCUUUGAAGGCAUUGGCGACGAGGACCUUUAGGCGCCUGGCCCUGCUGCAUCUGUGGAAUGUAUGACCUGCUCCAGGGUUGUGAGAUGGAUCUGCCUCAAUCAACCCCAGCUGGCCUCCCCCGUCCUCCGCAACCCGUGCCUGCAGCCUGUGGGGACUUGCUUUGCCCUUUGCAAGGCAGCCGCAUGGGACAACCGGCUGGCAGCUUCCGCUCCAUACAUGCCAAGUUAGGGUAGAGUGGACACUUGCACAAAAAGAAAGAGCAUUCAUGGCUCUGGCGCUAACCAUAGACUCCAGCAUAACCGCUAGGCUUAUAACCUUGUUUUUAUCUUCCUGCUGUUUACAGAUGAACAUUAACGAAUGUUUGUGGCAAUGAUUAAAUAGUCCAUGAUUGGGA